Raphanus sativus (radish) is the source of this 1593-nucleotide messenger RNA. Its product is annotated as tRNA dimethylallyltransferase 9. NCBI's taxonomy places the organism in Eukaryota, Viridiplantae, Streptophyta, Magnoliopsida, Brassicales, Brassicaceae. The record is from RefSeq and is a predicted model, not a curated record. The transcript is spliced from 11 exons. Gene Ontology annotation, molecular function: tRNA dimethylallyltransferase activity. Gene Ontology annotation, biological process: cytokinin biosynthetic process; tRNA modification. Bases 76 to 1452 code for a protein of 458 amino acids.
CGUCUCUUCCUCUUCGAGCUGACGAGCUUUCUUCAAGUGUUUGAAGCUUUCUUUUAACGUUCGAAGAAACCUGUAAUGGUGAUUAUUAGCAGUGGCGUAGUUUUAACCCGUACUUUUUCCUCGAGAUUGCAGCCACCGCGUCUGUUAUUUCGCCGGAGAUUCUGCGGAGGAGCCAAUACGGCUUGCUCUGUCUCUCCGAACGGGAAGAGAAACUCCGAGAAGGAGAAAGUGAUUGUGAUUUCAGGUCCCACCGGCGCCGGGAAAAGCAGACUAGCACUUGAGCUAGCUAAGCGUCUCAACGGCGAAAUCAUCAGUGCUGACUCCGUUCAGGUGUACAAAGGCCUUGAUGUUGGAUCAGCCAAGCCAUCAGCAAGGGAUAGAAAGGAGGUGCCCCAUCAUCUUAUCGACAUUUUGCAUCCAUCUCAAGACUACUCUGUGGGGCAAUUCUUCGAAGAUGGAAGGGAAGCUACUAAAGAUAUUCUUAGUAGAGGGCGUGUUCCCAUCGUUACAGGUGGCACCGGAUUGUACCUGCGAUGGUUUAUCUAUGGGAAGCCAGAUGUGCCUAAACCUUCUCCAGAGAUCGUCUCCGAGGUCCAUGAUAUGCUCAUUGAUUUUCAAACCGAAUAUAACUGGGAUGGAGCUGUUGAGUUUGUGGUCAAUGCUGGUGAUCAAAAGGCCUCUUCUUUAGCUCGUAACGAUUGGUACAGACUCCGGCGCAGCCUUGAGAUACUCAAGACAACUGGAUCUCCUCCGUCUUCCUUUCGUGUUCCAUACGAUUCUUUUCGAGAUAAUUUGAAUUCUCCUGAUGCCAACAACGACUUUGAUGAGAAUGGUUCAUCUGCUGAUAUCUCUAUCCAAAACAUAAAGACAGAUUUGGACUAUGACUUCCUCUGUUUUUUCCUGUCAAGCCCACGCGUUGAUCUCUAUAGAUCUAUUGAUUUUAGAUGUGAAGACAUGCUUUCAGGUGCGGAAGGAGUGUUGUCAGAAGCUAGAUGGCUUCUUGAUCUUGGUCUUCUUCCAAACACCAGUUCUGCAACUCGUGCCAUUGGUUACAGACAGGCCAUGGAAUAUCUAUCAAAAUGUCGUCAACAAGGGGGUGUAAGUUCCCCUGGAGAAUUCUAUUGGUUUUUGAACAAAUUUCAGCAAGCAUCCAGAAACUUUGCAAAAAGGCAAAUGACAUGGUUCCGGUGUGAGCCUAUGUACCACUGGCUCAAUGCUUCUAGACCUCUGGAUGCUAUACUUGAAUUCAUUUAUGAUGCAUAUGAGAACAAAUCGGAGACGCUGGUGGUGCCAGAUACUCUCAGGAUGAACAAAGACUUGAGAAAUUCUCGAGAGGCUAAUGCACUCAAGGGGUACCGCCCCAGAAACAGGCAUUUCGUAGGACGGGAGGAUUGUUCAUCGGUGUUAGAGUGGAUCAGUAGUGAAGGGUGUAAGAGUGAAGUUUCUGUGUAAUGAAAUUAACCCACUUGCAUACUAUCAUUUUAUCCAAGAGAGAAAGCAAGUGUGUAACUUUCUGUGUAAUGAAAUUUUGAGGAGACUAGAUUUUAAGAUUAUGUUUUUUGAUGAACAUGAAUUUGGGGUCUGAAAAUUUCA